This is a messenger RNA of Serendipita indica DSM 11827, 3285 nucleotides long. Lineage: Eukaryota; Fungi; Basidiomycota; Agaricomycetes; Sebacinales; Serendipitaceae. The record is from the annotation of a GenBank genome assembly.
AUGAGCUCAUCUCAGCCUCCGAGCCCAUCCCUUCAACUGCGCACAGAAAUAUCACGAAAUCACACUCUUGAGCACUCAGAAACCCCCAAAUUAGUCCCCUCCGACAAUGAGAGCGUAUACAAUGCUCUCCAACGAGCAGCAGAUGAAGAUGACAAAUCCUUCAUCGUUACAUAUGCUCGUGGCGAGUGGAAUCCGUCCGCGAUACCCGAAAUACCUCUCGGACUGCAUACGAUCCUGGGGUUAAGGUCCAGCAACACUGGCAGUCGAGACUCACCGACGGUUCCAGACGGAAGUCACGUCAGUCCUCCCGACCUUCUGGAAUCUGUAGAGGCAGUCUACAGAUCAUACUUGGAGGGCUAUAUCCAGUCUACUUCGGAAACUGCGAUCGAAGAGCUCUCACCAUUGCCAAGCAACAACCCUGGUCUUAUCGAGGAUGGUCUGAUCUUUCCGCGACGUCCGGCCGACCGGAGCUCGAUAGCCAGUGCAUCAAGCUCUGAGAACUUCUGCUCUCCGAUUAUGUCGCGUGAAGCCCUACGCAGAUUCGAAAGAGUUGGGUAUUUGGAAUCCCCCAUGCCACAAAAUGAAAUUGGGAGACGAGCUGCACUGAAUCGGUUUCGACCGUUCACUAAGGCUCUCGAAGACAAUUUGAACCGAAUCCUUCACCUCGCAAAGCUUGUGUUCUCCGUAGACAAUGCCGCCAUAUCAUUGGUCGACUCGGAUUAUACUCACGUGACGGUCCCGGACGCGGAUCCCAUACUUGUUCCACGAGGAGAGUCUAUGUGUAGUCACACUAUACUUGUCAAAAAAGCACAUGAACCAAUGGUGAUUAGAGAUACGCUGGAAGAUUGGAGAUUCAAGAAUAAUCCCACCGUCACAGGGGCUUGGGCUAUGCGUUUCUACGCCGGACAGCCACUACGAACAGAAGAUGGGUAUCAUAUUGGGACAAUAUGUCUAAUUCACAGCAGCCCAAGACCCGAUCUGAGCUCCACUGAGCGAGCUACUCUCUUGGAACUGGCUGGUAUGGUUCUUCGAGAGUUGGAAACACGGCGGAUAGAGUGGAAUGAACGAGUUCGAGAGAGAGUACAGGAAUCGGUUGAAAAUUUCUCGAGGGAACUUGAUACACAGGUUCUUUCCUUUCAUCAUCUCAUUGGUCGCCUCGCCCAGCAAUUUGCGUCCACUCUAUCCCUCGAGAAAGCGUUUUGGAUAGACGUAAGAAGCGCUCCCAAGAACGAAACUCCGCAUGGAGCGAUCGCCUCAAGAGGGGCCGUAAACCGACUCAAUACUCGAUCAGUCGUCCAAGAAAGACAAACAGAAAAUCCGGAGGAUAUCAUUAAUCAACUUCUUUCCGUCUCUAAUGGGGCCGUGUUCAAUCCCGGAGAUCGUAUUCCAGGAUGUUUCUCAAGAUUGCUUCGAAAGGAGGAUAGCGCCUUAGCAUUCUUUUUAUUAUCUCGAAGCGCCAAAGAACCGUUGGCUAUUGUUGUGGUUUCAACGUCGGACGAAUCCUAUCGUUUUACACUACCUCCACUCGUUCUUACUUACUUCCGAUCCAUGGGCGCUCUGGUUCUUCCUGCAAUUGAGAGGUUAUCUCUGUCCUUGGAAAACAAGGCAAAGAUUGAUUUCAUUGCCAACAUCUCACACGAGCUACGGACUCCAUUGCACGGGGUGUUAGCAUCUUGCGAACUGUUAAAGGAAUCGUCUCUCUCUGCUGGACAACUUGCUCUCCUGAAUACAGUUAAAUCCUGCACUCUGGGAUUAUCCGACACGCUAAAUCAUGUUCUUGACUUUACAAAGGUCAAUGCCCAGGUCUCAGUGGAAAUACGCGAUACGGUUGAUCUUGCGCAAUUAGUUGAAGAGACGAUGGUCACGUCGUGGCUGGGUGCGAGUGCCAAAUUUCGAUCUCAAAACGAGAUAGGCGAAAUCUACGCUCCAUCUCAUGCGCAAGACAAGGAAAAGGAUGUGGAACCUUUGAUCGAAAUUGAAGCACUGAAGAACUGGACGGUUUCUGUGGACAAAGCUGGACUACGGCGUAUAAUCCUAAAUUUGAUCGGCAAUAGCCUCAAGUUUACUGAGCAGGGAGGAUAUGUCAAGAUUGCGCUUCGAAAGACAAUGUCCGUCGAUGCCAACACCAUAAUGGUGAAUAUAAUAGUGGAAGACUCUGGCUGUGGCAUGUCGGAAACCUUCAUUCGCGAAAAGCUGUUCCAUCCAUUCAGCCAGGAGCGUCCCUUAAGUCAAGGUACCGGCCUUGGGUUAGCGUUGGUUCGAACAAUCUUGCGUUCGCCUGGAGUUGAUGGCACAAUCGAUGUCCACUCUAAAGUGGGCAUUGGAACUCGGAUGACGAUACGAUUAAAGCUUCCAGUCAUCAGUUCAACGGUCUCCAGCUGGAACCGUGUACCCAAGCCUGGUACAUUACCUCCCCUAGCAAUAUGCGGGUUCGAAGCUGGUUCUCCUGGUGUCGUUAUGGCUGCCAAAAACCUCCGCAAUCACCUGGAGGAGUGGUAUGGGACUAUUCCAGAGGUUGAUAUCUCACAGGCAGAACUAGUCAUCGUGGACCGUGAUCAUGUGGACAAGACGACCUUUUGCAUGACAAACACUGGGAAUCCCAAAUGCCUUGUACUUUGCUCUGCACCCGUCGACCCAACUGUCUUCCAGAGUGUGCGAGAGUAUAACGAGACGAGGAACUUUUGCCAGAUACUCAUCAAACCCUUUGGGCCACAUGCCCUUGCAGUAGCAAUGUCUGCCGCCCUUGACGCACCUUCACGCAAGCCGCAGGGGGAACUCAAACCCAGCCUCUUUCCGACAACAGCCGCCGUUGUUCCGGCGUCCGAUACGAUACAGAAAGCGCCGACGCCACACACAGGCGUAGAGACUGGAUUGAAGAGUCUCAAGAAUCUACGCAUCCUUGUUGUGGAGGAUAACCCGGUUAAUCUCAACGUCAUAUCCACCUUUUUGCGAAGACGAGGGUGCUAUUUCGUAACAGCACAUGAUGGAGUCGAGAGCAUCGAGCAAUUCGAACAACAUCGCGACGACCCGUUCCAUGUGGUUCUUAUGGAUAUACAAAUGCCGAGAAUGGAUGGAGUCGAGGCCACUUUCAAGAUUCGAGCACUGGAAAACUUGGAACAGCAAACAAGCCGAAGGCUCAAGAUAUACGCAUUGACAGGUCAAGCAUCACCUCGGGAUAAGCAAAUGGCGACAGAGGCUGGUUUCGACGGAUACCUCGUCAAGCCUUUCUCGUUCCAGAAUCUGGAAGGAAUACUGCAAGCCUGCCUAACGGAGCUGUCUCACUAA